GACUCCAGCCGCCCGGGAAAACUCAUAGGCAGCUAUGGUGAGAAUCCUUCGUUGUAUCAGCGAGGACCGAGUGAAAAUCGUUUAUUUUCCCAGGUUAUUGACAAAACUUUUAUUCGUUCAGCUGCCGCCAACCAGAGUCGAACAAAAUCGUUUAUAGCUCCCAUGGAUGGAUUCUUUCUGCUAUCCCUGCUCAAGGUCCACCAGCACCAUAUUCGACUCGGAACGUCACAACUCACAAGGAGAAGAAGACGAAUGAGGACGGCGGGGAAGGUGUCGGGACUUUCACCUCUCGGCAAUGGCCACAGAGUAAUCGUUCUGGUUUCCGAGUUACUACGCCUUCCAUGGACCCAGUGGUUGAUGAUGAAGGAGUUGGCCCUUUAACAAAGACCAGCAAGAAAUCUCGGGUCCACGAGUCCCCAGCAGCCUUCCUUUGAGUUCCUACUCAACAUCUGGGUCUUAAUCACAAUGUUAGAGAUGUGAUUCAUUACAACAGAACAGUCUCGACUUCAAAACAUAAAGAUGUGCAGGCUCAAUUGCAACCUUAAUCUCAGUCUUUUGUUAGUAGUUCGCCAACUCUACGCAACGACCC
This is a messenger RNA of Linum tenue, 589 nucleotides long. Lineage: Eukaryota; Viridiplantae; Streptophyta; Magnoliopsida; Malpighiales; Linaceae. The record is from the annotation of a GenBank genome assembly.